Molecule: messenger RNA, 255 nt
Organism: Laetiporus sulphureus 93-53
Lineage: Eukaryota; Fungi; Basidiomycota; Agaricomycetes; Polyporales; Laetiporaceae
Exons: 1
Molecular function (GO): protein binding
Source: RefSeq, a predicted model, not a curated record
GCGAGGAGACCUCUGCCGCAGCUUCCGAUGGAGGUGUGGGAGAACGUGAUUGACCAUCUGUGGGAUACCCAGGAUGCUUUGAGGCAGUGCAUCUUUGUCUGCCGAGCGUGGCACCCUCGCAGUUGUUUCCACUUGCGCAUGCAGAUCAAGAUCAAAAGUGUCGAGGAUGUGAAGGCGUAUGCAAAGAUGCUGAAGCAGACGCCGAAGUGGUCGGGGCGGGCGCACGAUAUGACUAUGAUCAUUACCAAAAAUUGA